This is a messenger RNA of Acipenser ruthenus (sterlet), 1743 nucleotides long. RefSeq names its product hepatic lectin-like. The coding region runs from base 419 to 1318 and encodes 299 amino acids. The transcript is spliced from 9 exons. NCBI's taxonomy places the organism in Eukaryota, Metazoa, Chordata, Actinopteri, Acipenseriformes, Acipenseridae. The record is from RefSeq and is a predicted model, not a curated record.
UAAACCUGUUUAUUUAAUUUUAAUAACUGUAAUCAGACCGCUGCAAGGAAGUUGGUGGCACAGAGAUCUGAUAAACAGUAAUAAAAAUAAUCUGAACCAUUAUCGGCACCCCAAUCUAUCCCUGUAUGAUGCAGUUCAAGAGACACCAUGUGAUGCAACAUUGGUGGAAGGAAGCAGAGUGUUUAAAACAUUCAGCAACUUUGCAGCUCGGAAAGUGGAAAGUGCUGCAGCCUGAUCCCGGGCUGCUCUUGAAGGAAAGAAAGAAGGAAAGAAAAAGAGGAAAGAAAGAAGUGAAAAAAGAAAGAAAAAGAGGAAAGAAAGAAGUGAAAACAGAAAGAUAAGAAAGAAAAAAGACAGGAAGAAAGAAAGAACCCAGGACAAGUUUUUUUAAAGGGGUUAUAGUAUUUUUUUUUACAAAAUGGCCAAAGAACAAUUUUAUGUCAUACGCAACCCGACAACAGGCAAGAUCAGUGAAGACACCAGUAAAAAGGAGAAACCGAAGAGAGGUGAAAAUUCAUCAUCUUCCGCGGAAUGCCAGCCUGACAGGCGGGUCUGGGUCCUGACCGUCAUCCUGCUGGUCCUGUUGUCCUUCAUAUUACUGGUCGUCAUGGCGACCAAGUUUUCAGGCGUGAAACAUGAACAAAAGCGACUGGACAAGGAGGCGAUGAAGUGCAGAAGUGAGGUGAAAGCAUUCAACCUCAACAUUGCGAAGAACCAAAAACAGGUCGCACAUCAGCUGGAAGAAAUGGAAGCAAACAGAUCUGUCUUAUUUCAGGAAAUGGAAAAACUGCAAAACGAUUCCUCGAGCAAUUUAGCAGAGUUCCAGAGCGUUUUGAAGAGCGUUCCUUCGGAGCUGUGGCACGAUGUGUUGAACGAGAUUAAAGACGUCUGCACCAGGACUGAAAACGCUUCAGGGUACACAUGCCAGCCAUGUUCUGCAGGGUGGCACCACAGUGGCAGCUGCUACUACUUUUCAAAGCAGACCAAAAACUGGAUGGAGUCCAAAGAUGAGUGCGAAAGGAAAGCCUCUCAUCUGAUUAUCAUUAAGGACCAGGACCAACUGGACUUUGUAUUUGGCCAGAUGAAAGGCAACAAUUUCUGGAUUGGACUAAGCGACAAAGACAUUGAAGGAAACUGGAUUUGGGUAGACGGUUCCAACGUUACAAUACCAUUUUGGAGUAGCGGUGAGCCAAACAAUGCUAAUACAAAUGAAGACUGCGUCGAGGUUUUACCGAACCAGGCGACAUGGAACGACAUUUCAUGCGAUCAACUCAAACACUUUGUUUGUGAAAAGAAAGCAGUGGCGUUUUUCAUUUAAUUAAUGACAAAUCGUAAUGGUACAGAACUAGCUAUGCUGCUGCGUUAAUGUUCGAACUAGUUUCUUGCUUGCUCUUUCUUGUUACAGUCAUUUCAGAAUUGGUCUUUGUCCUUGAACGGUGGACUGUUUCAGCACAGACGCAGCCAUUUGAGUUCAGUGCCUGAUUUAUUUUAUUCCUAAUUUUCUACAAAAUGUCCAGUUCCUCUCAACAGCUCAGGAGACCUAAAGGUCAGCGGUUUUUACUUCCAGUUGUAUAAAUAACCAUUUUAAAAGAUCUGAGGGUAGUGGUGUAGAAAUGAUUGAUGUGUGAAUAAUUUUACAGUGAUGUGUUCUGGAAGUUAUUUAAAACUUAUUAACAUGUUUUCUUGUUCAUUUAAUUCAUUUCCAAUGUUUAAAAUAAAUAAAUAAAUAAACUGUUUUAUUUA